UUAAAAGCUGCUGACGUAGGAGCGGACGGCCAUCUUUGAUGAGGGCACGGCUCCCGGUCCAUUGAAGAAGGAGACCCGGGGAGGUCAGCAGCAGCAGCAGCGGCGGCAGCAGCGGCGGCAGCGGCGGCGGUGGCGGCGGUGGCUGUGGCUGUCCCUUGCCUCCCAGCUGCGGCACCGACCCCGCGGCCCGGAGCAGCGCUCCCUAAGCCGAGGCUCACAAGCAGCUGAGAGCAAAUCCUUGGCCUGAAGCUUCCACAAACACACCCACAGCUAAAAUGGCGGAAGACGCUGAUAUGCGCAAUGAGUUGGAAGAAAUGCAGCGGCGUGCCGACCAGCUUGCUGAUGAAUCCCUUGAGAGCACCCGUCGAAUGCUGCAGCUUGUUGAAGAGAGUAAAGAUGCUGGUAUCAGGACUUUGGUUAUGUUGGAUGAGCAAGGAGAACAACUCGAUCGUGUUGAAGAAGGCAUGAACCAUAUCAACCAAGACAUGAAGGAGGCCGAGAAAAAUUUAAAAGAUUUAGGGAAAUGCUGUGGCCUUUUCAUAUGUCCUUGUAACAAGCUUAAAUCAAGCGAUGCUUACAAAAAAGCCUGGGGCAAUAAUCAGGAUGGUGUUGUAGCCAGCCAGCCGGCACGUGUCGUAGAUGAACGGGAGCAGAUGGCCAUCAGUGGUGGCUUUAUCCGCAGGGUAACAAAUGAUGCCCGGGAAAAUGAAAUGGAUGAGAACCUCGAGCAGGUCAGCGGCAUCAUUGGCAACUUACGUCACAUGGCCCUGGACAUGGGCAACGAGAUCGACACACAGAAUCGCCAGAUUGACAGGAUCAUGGAGAAGGCUGAUUCCAACAAAACCAGGAUUGAUGAAGCCAACCAGCGUGCAACAAAGAUGCUGGGCAGUGGUUAAAUGCAGUGAAGUGCAUUUCCUUUUAAUGCUGUCCAACAAGACAGUACCUUCAUGCUUUUAUCAUGGUAUUUACCUACUAGGUUUGCACACAUGCACAUAUCAGCCCCAUUGUAAAUGUUGUCCUGUGUAGUUUGUCAGCUUUCCAAAAAUGAUACUUGUAAUUAUUUUUUUCUAGAUAUCUUUCUUUCCAAAGGUUGUACAUAGUGCUGAUUUGAUGGCUAUAGCUCACUAUGAUGUUUUUUUGGGAUUUUUCCUUUCCUUGUUUCUGUUUUGGAUUCCUUUCCUUUUUUCCCCUCUCCUCAUUUUUUUUUUUUUUUUAAUGAUGUUUGCUGAAUGACAACACUGUUGGAAUGCUAAACGUGCUGUUAACCUUUAAAUAUACAGUAUUGUUCUUGUAAAACUGUGACAUUCCACAGAGCUACUGCCAUGCUCCUGUCUUUGGGUAUCAUGAUGUUUAAGCACUUAAACCUGCUGUCUUCAGUUCUUCAUUGCCAUUAUCUGUUGUUAUGAUUUCAUGAUUAGACAAUGUGAAAUUAUAUUACUAUAACAAGCAUUGCACUAAAAAGUGAUGUGAUUUAUGCAUUUAUGCAUGAGGAAUAAAUAGACUUUUAGACUCCUACUUAAACAAGAACUUUCCCAUGGCAGUAGCACACCAACAAUGACAACAAAAGCAUGCUCAGUAUUCGGACUCUUUUGGGACUAUGUUAUACCAGCAAGUUUGCAGUUGUGCCACUUUUUUCUUGUUGAUAUAUAUAUAGUUAUUAAUCAUGAUCAUUUUUUUUUUAAUUAUGAAAAAAGAGGGUUUUGGCACUCACCAUUUAGCCAUUGCCAGCAAAAUAAAAGCUUGGCUGAAACUAUGUCAAAGACAAAAUGAAAUAAGUGUAAUAUAUUGGGUUUGUCUGCUGCUUUUGAAGACUAUCUUUUGGAGGAAACGACUACCAUAUGAAAUGGUGCAAAGAAAUUUAAUUUUUAUAAGGCUCUCUCUUACUAGUCGCUAUCCCCAUGUGGUUUGUUAUCGGUACAGUUCUCUGUUGCUUACCUAGAGCUAUGCACACCAAAUCGCUGAGAUGUUUAGUAGCUGACUUAAUUAAAAAAUAAUAAAAAAACCUAAAUGAAUGAACUCUAGAUAAACUGUGAGAUAAAUAUAAUUUACAGCAUGUAAUAUGAAAUUCCUUAUGUCUCCUGUCAGUUUGUGAAGUGAUUGACAUUUUGUAGCUAGUUUAAAAAUUAUUAAAAAUUAUAGAUCUCAGAA
Molecule: messenger RNA, 2148 nt
Organism: Tyto alba (common barn owl)
Lineage: Eukaryota; Metazoa; Chordata; Aves; Strigiformes; Tytonidae
Gene: SNAP25
Product: synaptosome associated protein 25
Exons: 8
Coding region: 276-896 (206 amino acids)
Biological process (GO): exocytosis; synaptic vesicle priming; synaptic vesicle fusion to presynaptic active zone membrane
Cellular component (GO): synaptobrevin 2-SNAP-25-syntaxin-1a-complexin I complex; plasma membrane
Molecular function (GO): syntaxin-1 binding; voltage-gated potassium channel activity; SNAP receptor activity
Source: RefSeq, a predicted model, not a curated record